UCAUUCAGCUUAUUUAUUCAAGUAUUUAAAAAUGUCUUCUGAUGAAAAUGAAAGUGUUCAUUCUGAUGCGGAUUUGAAUGAGGAACCUGUUAAUUCUGACGAUAAUUUGUCUGGGGGUGAAGAAGAUACAACUCAAGAUACUAUUGAUGAUCAAGAAGAUGACAACAAUUUUGAAAAGGAAAGAUCGCUUAAGAGAAAGGCAAUUGCAUCCGACGAAGAAGAUGAGGAAGAACAGGAUGAGGGAAAUGUUGAAGAGGAUGAGGAUCUAAGUUUUCGAACACGUCGACCAAGAAAGAAAAGACAGCGCAGACCAAGGAAACGCCCAACAGCCCGUGAUUUUAUUCAAGACGACGUUGAGGUGGACGACGAUGAUGAAGACGAGGAUGACUAUGAUGGUGGAGAUGGUGAUGAACUUUUUGGUGUUGAUCCAAGUGAACGGGCUGAAGCUGAACGUUUCUUGAGAGAACAAGAAAAACUUAAGGAGAAGCGGCGGAAUAAAUACGCAGACAUGACAGAAGAAGAAAUGGAACGUUAUUUCCAAGAACGCCAUGCCGCUCAAGUAGCUACACAUCAAGGCGAACUUGAUGAAGAUGCUUAUGAUGAUAUUACUCAAAAUGGACUUUUACCUAGCACAAAAGACCCAAAUUUGUGGAUUGUUCGUUGCCGUCUUGGAGAAGAAAAAAAUACUUGUCUUCAAUUAAUGCGCAAAUUUCUCGCCUUUCAAAACACGGAAGAGCCUCUCCAAAUUAAAUCUGUUGUUGUAAAAGAAGGAUUGAAAGGAAUGAUUUAUAUUGAAGCUUUUAAAAAGGCACAUGUCGCUAAAGCUAUUGAAGGAAUUUCGGCUUUGAAUCAGUUUCAGAUAACGAUGGUUCCAAUAAAAGAAAUGGCUGAUACUUUACGUGUAGUUAAAGACACACCAACAUUAAAACCAGGCUCCUAUGUUCGACUUACUAGAGGAAUAUAUAAAGAUGAUUUGGCACAAGUUGAUUUGGUUGAUGUUGCACAAAAUAGAGUACAUUUGAAACUUGUACCCAGAAUUGAUUAUACACGUUUAAGAGGAGCUUUAAAAAAUCAGGAAGAAAAUCGUCCAUUAAGAAACAAAAGAAGACCAUUACCAGCACCUUUUGAUUUGGACCGAAUAAAAGCAAUAGGUGGAGAAGUAACCAAUGAUGGUGAUUUUUAUAUUUUUGAAAGCAGCCAUUAUAGACGUGGAUUUCUUUACAAAGCUUUUCCAAUGAAUUCAAUAAUAGUUGAUGGAGUUCGACCAUCACUUACGGAACUGGAGCAUUUUCAAGAUUCAGCGGAAGAUUUGAAAAAAGAAUUAGAAUCAACUCAUUUGCGAGAGAAAAAACAUAAUUUUUCACCUGGAGAUAAUGUUGAAGUAACUGAUGGUGAAUUGGCAAAUUUGAGAGGAAAAAUACAAAGUAUUGAUGGGGACAAAGUUGUUAUACUUCCAGAACAUGAAGAUUUGAAUGAACCUUUAACAUUAAAUGCUUAUGAAUUAAAAAAAUAUUUCAAAGCUGGAGAUCAUGUAAGAGUAAUUGGUGGACGUUACGAGGGGGAUACUGGUUUAAUUGUUAGAGUUGAAGAUAAAAUGGUUAUUUUGCUUUCUGAUUUGACAAUGAGCGAGAUGAAAAUUUUGCCAAAAGAUGUCCAAUUAUGUGCUGAAAUAGCAACCGGAGUUGAAAGAAUGGGUCAAUAUCAAUAUCAGGAUUUGGUUAUGCUUGAUAAGGAAACUGUUGGUGUUAUUGUUAGACUUGAAAGAGAACAUGUUGAAGUUUUGAAUAUGCAUGGAAAGGUUGUUCGAAUUAAUCCACAAACAAUUGAUUGUAAACGUGAAUCACGUUUUAUGAAAGCUUUGGAUUCACAAAAAAAUACUAUACAAGUUGGAGAUAUGGUUAAAGUUGUUGAUGGACCUUUUGCGCCAAGAAAAGAAUCUGAUGAAGAAAAACAAGGGGAACUUAAACAUUUAUAUCGUAACUGGGCAUUUGUUUAUUCACGUAAACAUUCAAUAAAUGGAGGAAUUUUUGUAUGUAAAGCCAAACAACUUCAAUUAAUUGGAGGAGCAAAAGCUUUGGAUUCUAUGCCUACUUCUGCUAUGGAUACUGCUGAUUUAUUAAAAAGUCCACAUCCUUUAGAAAGUCCCAGGCCAUUUGCGGGUGGAGGCGGAGGAGGUGGUGGAGGAUUUACGCCUGGACAUACUAGUGUGUCUGGUGGUGGAUCUGUUCGUGGUGGAGAUCAAGGAGGAGGGUUUAAUCGAGCAAAUAGUCAUAGCGGAGGAAGUGUUGCAACCGGAUCCAUUUUCACCGGAGCUGGUCGACAAACUGUCCGCAGAAAUAUGCAAAUUAUUGGUAAAACAGUUCGAGUUCGUUCAGGGCCAAUGAAAGGAUAUAUUGGUAUAGUAAAAGAUGCUACUGAUUCAACAGUAAAAGUAGAGCUGCACACAAUGCCAAAGACCGUAAAUUUCAAUAUUGACAAAGUUAUGGAAGUUGGUGGGGAUGUGCCAAGUGGUGUUAUGGAUGUUGGAGGAGCUGCGACUCCUGGAGCUGCUGGCGCUUUUGGCAGAACUCCAAUGUAUGGAGGAGCCCAAACUCCAAUGUAUGGUGGAGCAGCUACACCAAUGCAUGAUUCUUAUGGUUCCCGAACUCCUCAUUAUGGAUCAUCUACACCAGCUUACGAUGGUAGCCGAACACCUCGUCAAUCUAGUGCUUCUUGGGAUCCAACGGUUUCAAACACUCCUGCACAUUCUUCAGCCCACUUUGAUGAUGACGAAUUUGGCACAAGUGGAUUUGGUACGGGCGGAUUUGGUGGAGCUGCAACACCUGCUGGUUCUUCAGGCGGAGGGAAUCGAAUGACUCCUCGGAAUGAUACGUUCAAUGAAUAUGCUUCUUCACAGACUUCGUCUCCACACCCUUCAAGAACGCCAGUUGGAGCAUCUCCCGCCGGACCUCAAGAAAUUCCUGAUCACGAAUUAAAGAGUGGUUCUUGGUGUGGUGUUGAAAUGUGUGUAAAUGUUAGGAGGACAUUUUCUGAUGAAAGUUUCUUUGGACUUGAAGGAGCUAUUAGAACAGUAAAGAAUGACCACUGUCUUUGUUACUUUGCUGGAUUAAACGAUGAUGACCACGCUAUCGGCUUUGAGUUUUUACUUCCUGUUAAACCUGCUGAAGGAGACACGGCAAGAGUAAUUUACGGAAACCAUAAAGGAACUGAAGGAACAAUGAUUUCUGUUGAAGGAGAUGAAGGAGUAAUGCAAAGCACGGGAGGUGUACGACUUUUCCCAUUACCUAUUUUAUGUAAAAUGUAUUGA
This is a messenger RNA of Meloidogyne enterolobii, 3307 nucleotides long. Lineage: Eukaryota; Metazoa; Nematoda; Chromadorea; Rhabditida; Meloidogynidae. The record is from the annotation of a GenBank genome assembly.